This is a messenger RNA of Phyllopteryx taeniolatus (common seadragon), 1792 nucleotides long. It is a transcript of the gene cfap126, whose product is annotated as cilia and flagella associated protein 126. Bases 1088 to 1762 code for a protein of 224 amino acids. The transcript is spliced from 5 exons. Gene Ontology annotation, biological process: cilium organization. Gene Ontology annotation, cellular component: ciliary basal body. The record is from RefSeq and is a predicted model, not a curated record. Lineage: Eukaryota; Metazoa; Chordata; Actinopteri; Syngnathiformes; Syngnathidae.
CUUAUCCUCAUUCGGGUCGCGGGCGUGCUGGAGCCUAUCCCAGCAAUCUUCGGUCGAGAGACGGAGUACACCCUGAACUGGUAGAAGCAAACAACCAUUCGCACUCACAUUCACAAUGGGCACAAAUGGGCAAUUUAGAGUAUUCAAUUAACGUACCCUGCAUGUCUGUGGGAUAUGUGGGAGCAAACCAGAGCCUCCGGAAAAAACCCACGCAAGCACGGGGAGAACAUGCAAACUCCACACGGGCGGGGCCGGGAUUUGAAACCCGGUCCCCAGAACUGUGAGGCAGAUGUGCUAACCAGUCGACCACCGCGCCGCCCUACACUUUCAAAUGAGUAUAAUUUGAAUUAGUUUUGACUAGAAAUAAAACAGUCAUGGUUAGAUGUUGAGGUUUUUUUUUUAACUACGUAUGAACACGACCUAUUGGCAUAAGAUACUUCACGGAUACAUUUCAUAUCGUGUCAGAUACACUGGGCAAAACGUCUUUGCUAUUCAGAUAGCUAACGAUAGCUCCAAGUGCCUAAUAGCUAUGCAGUACGCACAUUACAGUCAGUGCCGACACAAAACAUAAAGGAGGGAAAGCAUCGCAGUGUGGUCAGAUGUCAUUUCAUUGAUGAGCUUGGUUGUAAAUCAAGCAUUACCUGCUCAUUAGCGUUAACGCAGCUGGAAAUGUGUGUGUAGCAGUUCUAAUCAUAGAUAUGAAAACUACACACACCGACGUGCAUCCGUGACGGCCAUGUUGGGAAGGUUGAGUUCCCUUCAAAGGCAACGCAUGGAAAUGAAGUCAUAACUUGCUCAUUUUUCGACCGAUUUUCAUGAGGCUUACUUUUUUUGAGCUAUCAUCACAUUGAAAAAAAUUCUAACAUGAAUACAUAAAUAAAAACAAUUACCAGAAUUAUUUUGACUAAAUCAUAGGGUGGACUGAGGCAAGUUUUGGGUGGACUCAAUAAAGCUGGCCUCGCCACUGUUGCUACCUCAUUGCUCCCUCAUAAAUGCUGCUUCCUGGACUUUGGGAUACCAUACUAAACUAGGUCACGUGGUUGGGUUGCUAUGCAACGAGCAGAUUCGUUUGUAAACAGACCCAGAAAUGUCGUCCAGUUUCUCAGCAAACCAGUACGACGGUGCCUUCAAGCCCCAAAGGCUGCAGAACUGGUGUCAGCCGAAGCAAUAUAACAAGGUAUCCCGAGCUCUGAGUGGCAGCACCAUGUUUGUUGCAGAUAACAGAGGACAUCUGCUCCCUGGAAUGGGAAAGAGAGGCAGCGCUUGGCCUAACUUUAAAGGGACAUGGGAUCUACCUGCUCGUAUACCAGCGCAGAGAAUCAACCCCACUAGUCGCUCUGUGGAGGGUCUCAAAAGACUCAAGGCCUGGGGCUUGGACCCUCAACACACAAGCAACUCUGAGCCACAAAGUGGCAAGAGAAACACUGAUGCAUUACAAGAUGCCGGCAAGCAAAACACUAAGGGUGUACAGCAGGAUGGUGCCGUCUCAGCCUCCUUGCCCCCAUCUGUAGCAGAAGUCCGGCCAGCGUCUCACAGCCGCCCCAUUUCUGCAGACCGCAGAACUGGCAACCAGAGCCAGGACACGCAGACAGCUGAGGUAUCAUCUGUCAGUCUGCCUGCCGAGGACAGACAAAAUGCUGGCGAUACUGUGACGAGCAGGCCGGAGAGCCAGAGAGCAAUGUCAGCUUUGAAGCCCAUGACACGAGAAGGGGAAACCGCAAGGCAUAAUACUAGUCCUGUUUCAGCCCUUACCCCCAAAUGAAUAAUAAAAAAAAAGUAUAUGCAUAUUUCA